Molecule: messenger RNA, 2154 nt
Organism: Babesia microti strain RI
Lineage: Eukaryota; Apicomplexa; Aconoidasida; Piroplasmida; Babesiidae
Product: conserved Plasmodium membrane protein, unknown function
Exons: 14
Coding region: 1-2154 (717 amino acids)
Cellular component (GO): nuclear inner membrane
Molecular function (GO): mannosyltransferase activity
Source: RefSeq, a predicted model, not a curated record
AUGUCUAUAAAUAUCUCUGCAUAUGCUAAUACCAAACAUGCGUAUUUUAUAAUUUGUCCAAUAAUUACAGUUUUAUUGGUUAUUAGAUACCGGGGAAUAUUUAGUUUGCCAAAAAACGUCCAGGACAUUAUCUACUACUCCGAGUCAUCCUUCUACUACUCUUUCUACAAACACUCUACAUUUGCAUUUGGCGAUAUAAUAGAUUCACGUUCAGAAUGGCCUAACAGUCAUAUAUCAUUUAGGAAGUAUAAUAUCAUAUUUGAGUAUAUUGUAUCGCUCAUCUAUAAAGUGAUAUCAUUCAUAUAUCCUGUAGAUCGAUUCAACGUCUAUGCUUCUACAGUUUUGCUUAUACAUUCCAUGGGUAUCAGUUCACUAUUUCUGAUAUCUUCAAUUGUAGGCGAUUGUAUAAGUGGGUUAUGUUGUAUAGUCUUGUACAUGACGUUGUUUCAGGAAAAAUUGAUUUCCAGGAUUUCUGCAUUGCCUCUUAGGGAAAAUAUAUCGCUACCAUUCUUUUGGAUGUCACUUCCACCACUUUUACAGAUAAUAAGUCAUACACAUCACACCACUAAUGUCGACACAAAUGAUAUUAACGCCAGUGAUAAUAAAUGUUACAGACAGGGUUACGAAAUAUGUAUAACUAUUUCGUUGCUGACGUGGCAAUUCUCAUCUUUUUUAAUAUCCACGCAGUUACUUGUGGUGAUAUUUCUUAAUUACUUACAAAUUAUCACAGACAAUAAUUGUGAUGCUAUAAUAAAAUCAUGUGCAAUUUCACUUGUUGGAGCCAGUAUUUUAUCCCUCUUUAGCCCCUUAAUGAUAGGGAGUUUAUUGGUUAAAGUGCUGAUUACUUAUUACAUAUCACAAAUAGUAUAUCGUCGCAUAAAUAUUAAGCCAUGUAAUAUUUAUCUGUUGAAUAAUUAUCAAUCAAUUAAACAAUUUAUUGUAAAAUUACUCACAUUUUCAGUGACCGUAAUACUUGUCAAUUUAUGUUUCAAUCUACACUUCAACGAUGAUUCCCAUGUAUUCGACAUGUUUUUCGUAAAAAUUGGCCUAAAGGAACCAAAUUUUGAUACUCUUAUCUACGAAAUGGGCACAGAAUUUCGAUUUUUCCCCAAAUUUAUGUGCAACCUAAUAUUCAACACCAACAUGCCACAUUUGUUACUAGUGUCACUCGUAAUGUUAUUAUUCACAACUAAGAAUGCAUCCCACUAUUAUUUACUAUUACAGACAAUUGGAUUGACAUUACUAAUGCUACUGGUGGCAAGAUUACGUGUAUCUGCAUUACCCAUGCUUUGUAUUUUGGCCAGUUUUGCAACAAGUGUCAAAUUUUGGUCGGGCAUUCCACUUGGAAUAUACAUACCUUCACUCUAUAAAAAAGCGAUUAGAUUGGCGAUUCCUAUGCUUAUACUAUCAUUUGCAGCAAGGCCCCUGUUUCGUGUGGGUCUUGUUGAUGAAAUUUGGCGAUACAAGUAUGGUGAGAAUUAUUACACUGACCAAGCAGCCGAGUUGGUUCAAUGGGUUAACACCACUAUAAUUAGGGAGAUUGGGGUCUAUAACAAAUGUGCAAUAUUUAGUGAUAUGCCCACAAGUAGUAUUCUAAGAUCUGCGACGGACGCUACUUUGAUUGUAAAUCCCCAUUAUGAAAACAUAGCAGUUAAGCAGAGGAUUCGCGUUUACUAUGCCUUGGCAUCAUGUAUAAAUGACCCCAAAUGGUUGUUUGAUAAGCUGAAUGAGUAUGAAGCGAAGUAUUUGAUAAUCCAGACAAAAAUGUUGCAAGUAAUAGGGGAUGGCAUUGAAUCUUUGAUCAAUUCCCUAGAAUAUGAAAACGCUUCUUGUAAACCCAGAGAAAGACUUGAAAAUCGUCUAUUAUAUAAAUUACUCACAAAUACCCAGCUUUUCAAGCUUGUAUUUGUCAAUGGAAACUACCUCGUAUUCACAUUGGGCAACGUCAAUGGGUUGUACAAGUUAGACUUAAAUUUGCCCAAUAGUGACGAAUUAUCGCUAUAUUUACCAGUUGAUGACAAUGGAUUAAUGAUCAAUUUCCACGGCAUUGCCCUUGAAGAGUUCUCAGACGUAUUACGCGAGAUUGGCUACGUGCAGGCUAGUGAACAGUUAUACAAUUUCCUGCUAGGAUAUUUCAACCACCGCCCCGAAUAA